Molecule: messenger RNA, 2688 nt
Organism: Pelobates fuscus (common spadefoot toad)
Lineage: Eukaryota; Metazoa; Chordata; Amphibia; Anura; Pelobatidae
Gene: DGCR8
Product: DGCR8 microprocessor complex subunit
Exons: 14
Coding region: 296-2605 (769 amino acids)
Biological process (GO): primary miRNA processing
Cellular component (GO): microprocessor complex
Molecular function (GO): primary miRNA binding; double-stranded RNA binding; heme binding
Source: RefSeq, a predicted model, not a curated record
GGACAGGUGGGCCUGCCGGAAGAAGAAAUCUUAAAGACCGAUGAUGUCUGAUACCUAAUGCUUGCUCUCCUUAAGCUGAAUACAUUGUGAUUUCCAGUAAUAGAGACAGUAUUUCUGAAAGCUGUCUACAUUAAUGAAAAGAGCAAUGUAGUCAGCUUAACUGAAUCACCCGUGUUGCCUAUUGAUUUGAGACAUGGUACAUCCGUAUUGCUGGACAAUUGCAUGUUAGGUCUAUAUAUUAUACAUUUUGUUAAUUAGUUAUUUUGUUUUAAAUUUAGUUGUAUUAAAUUUAAGUAUGGAGGAGUGUGAGAACGUAGAACUUCCCCAAGACGAAUCUGGAAACAAAAUGUUAGAAUUGGCUCCUCUUUGCCCCCCACCUCUUCCGCCAUAUGAAGAGCCUCCACCACCUCCCCUGCAAACGUCCAGUGACGCAGAGGUAAUGGACGUUGGCUCUGGUGGUGAUGGACAGUCACAAACCCCAGCUGAGGACCUGCAUCAAAGCAACGGUGAACAGCUUCUCACUAAAGGGUCAUCUUCCUACACAAGCCGUCUGACCUCUGUAGAACCUUAUCAGAGUGACCAAAGUCCCAGAACUGCACGCAAUGCGCCAGCAAUUAAGAGGUUUAAUCCCAAUCUUAAAUUCCUUAAAGAUGUUAAGAUAAGUGUAAGCUUUACAGAGAGUUGCAAAAGCCAAGACAGACAGGUUCUGUACACUGGAGCAGAGUCAGAGGACGAGUUACAAUUUAGUAGCAAUAACACAAAUGUCAAUGGAGACUUGCAUGUUUGUCCUUUUGCUGGUAGUAGCAAUGGUAAAGUUGCGGGUAAAAUUGAAAAUGUACAUAAACGAAACGACGACAUUGAGAAUGAUCAGGAGAAGAAAGUGGAGUUUGCAGUUUUGGAUGAGGUGGAAGAUUUCACGGAGAACGUGAUGGAUGUAGAUGACGUAGAGUUUGUAACCAAAUCAAUUCUUCAGAACGAUACAGUUGACGAAGAAUCCCUGCUAUUUAAUUAUGAGGAUGAUUUUGAUAACGAUGUGGAUGCACUUCUGGAAGAAAGUCUACACACAUUCAAGAAAAGAAGGCUGGAUGAUAAAUAUGAAGUGGAAAGUGAUCACCAUUCAGAUGGAGAGACCACUGUCCAGCCUAUGGUUACCAAAAUAAAAACCGUUUUGAAAAAUCGUGGUCGUCCACCCACUGAGCCAUUACCUGAUGGAUGGAUUAUGACAUUCCAUAACUCCGGCAUUCCUGUGUAUUUACAUCGAGAGACCAGAGUAGUCACAUGGUCACGACCUUACUUCUUGGGAACUGGAAGCAUAAGAAAACAUGAUCCACCUGUUAGCGGCAUUCCCUGCUUACAUUACAAGAGAAUGAAGGAUAAUGAGGAAAGAGAGCAGAGUAAUGACAUCACUCCAGCCCAGUUUUCAGGUUCUCCUGUAAAGAUUUCAGAGUCAGACCACCAGGCUGAGGAGCCUGACUCCACUGCUGCAGACACCAUUGUUUCAGACGAAAAAGAAACUGUAAGCGACAUAGCCCAGGGAGCUCUGGGGCAAGUCAAGGCUAAAGUGGAAGUCUGCAAGGAUGAAUCCCUUGACCUAGAAAAUUUUCGCCGCUAUCUGGAAAAACGAUUUGACUUUGAGCAAGUAACCAUUAAGAAAUUCAGAACUUGGGCAGAAAGAAGACAGUUCAACCGUGAAGUGAAACGCAAGCAAGCAGAAUGUGAAAGGCCAAUUUUGCCUGCCAAUCAAAAACUUAUAACCUUAUCUGUACAGGAUGCCCCUACAAAGAAAGAAUUUAUUAUCAAUCCUAAUGGAAAGUCUGAAGUUUGUAUACUUCAUGAAUAUAUGCAGCGAAUUUUGAAAGUUCGCCCUGUUUACAACUUCUUUGAAUGUGAGAACCCAAGUGAACCUUUUGGAACUUCUGUAAUUAUUGAUGGAGUGGCGUAUGGUACUGGGACCGCAAGCAGCAAAAAACUGGCAAAGAAUAAAGCUGCACGUGCUACUCUGGAAAUCCUUAUUCCAGACUUUGUUAAGCAGACCGCCGAAGAGAAGAACAAAGACAGUGAUGAGCUUGAGUAUUUUAACCAUGUCAGUAUUGAAGAUUCUCGCGUGUAUGAACUGACCAACAAAGCUGGACUGUUGUCUCCAUAUCAAAUCCUCCAUGAGUGCCUUAAAAGAAACCAUGGAAUGGGGGAUACAUCAAUCAAGUUUGAAGUGAUACCUGGCAAGAAUCAAAAAAGUGAAUAUGUAAUGACAUGCGGAAAGCAUACUGUGCGUGGCUGGUGUAAAAACAAAAGGGUGGGGAAGCAACUGGCAUCUCAGAAAAUUCUUCAACUGCUUCACCCCCAUGUGAAAAAUUGGGGUUCCCUGCUACGCAUGUAUGGAAGGGAUAGUAGCAAGAUGGUGAAACAGGAAACAACUGAUAAAAGUGUGAUCGAACUUCAGCAGUUUGCCAAAAAGAACAAGCCAAAUCUACACAUUUUAAACAAGCUACAAGAAGAAAUGAAAAGACUGGCAGAGGAGAGAGAGGAAACACGGAAGAAACCCAAGAUGACUAUUGUCGAAUCUGCACAGCCAGGAAGUGAACCCUUGUGUACUGUUGAUGUUUGACCCUGAUCAGAGGAAGCAAUAAGAACCUCUAGAUACUGUCAUAAUCCUGGUCCACGUUUAUUUUUUUUAUUUGUUUAUUUUUU